Molecule: messenger RNA, 3239 nt
Organism: Pseudophryne corroboree (corroboree frog)
Lineage: Eukaryota; Metazoa; Chordata; Amphibia; Anura; Myobatrachidae
Gene: PIN1
Product: peptidylprolyl cis/trans isomerase, NIMA-interacting 1
Exons: 4
Coding region: 100-579 (159 amino acids)
Cellular component (GO): nucleus; cytosol
Molecular function (GO): peptidyl-prolyl cis-trans isomerase activity; protein binding
Source: RefSeq, a predicted model, not a curated record
CGCCAGCCACUCACAGGCCGCCGCUUCCAGCCAGUGGCGAGCGCCCAUCUUGUGUGUGGCGUCGCGGAGGGCGGAGCUCAGCCUGACGCAGGAGGGAAGAUGGCGGACGAGGAGAAACUGCCGCCCGGGUGGGAGAAGCGGAUGAGCCGCAGCUCUGGCCGUGUGUAUUAUUUUAACCAUAUGACAAAUGCCAGUCAGUGGGAACGGCCCAGUGCUGGUGGGAAGAAUGGGCAAGGUGAUCCAGGGAAGGUGCGAUGUUCUCACCUGUUGGUGAAGCAUAAUCAGUCCAGACGUCCUUCAUCGUGGAGGCAGGAGAGGAUCACACGCACCAAAGACGAGGCCCUGGAGCUUAUUAAUGGCUACAUACAGAAAAUUAAGUCUGGAGAUGAGGACUUUGAAGCUCUGGCCUCUCAGUUCAGUGACUGCAGCUCCGCUAAGGCUGGGGGAGACUUGGGCAAUUUUGGGAGAGGUGACAUGCAGAAACCCUUUGAAGAUGCUUCCUUUGCUCUGCGGCCAGGAGAAAUGAGUGGCCCGGUUUUCACGGAUUCUGGCAUCCACAUUAUACUUCGCACAGAGUGAUUCCCUGUCUGUAGAGAGGAUUGGGGGUCGGAGAGAUGGGGGUGUUGUACAGGCAGGUGGGAGGGGGUAGACUAAACUUAAAAAUACCCUGGGGAUUACCGAAGACUUCCGAUUGUCCGUUUAUCAGCGUUCAAUGUAACUGGUUUCAGCGGCCAUUGACAGCAUAGUAUCAAUGUUAAACAUUUCAGUUUACAGCAAGGGAUCUGCAUGAAGGGGCUUCUUGAGUCACGGGCUACAUGUGCACUCCCCUAUCUGUGAGCUACCUGGAUAAGUAGGAAAACUGUGGCUCUGUCAUUUUACUGUUUAUAUCCCAACAUAAAUGGUGUAGAUUAACUCCUGCAUGCCGGGCGCUCUGGCGUGUGCUUUUACCACAUCAUAUUGAGAACCAGUGAUCCAGGGUCUAACUGCUUAAAUGAUUUGUUGCUGGUGGUCUGUGUUGCUCCCAUCUGAAUUUUAAAAUUGUGCAUGAUAGUUGUGUCACUAGAGUCAUUGCAACAGCCUAUAAAGAUGCUCCUGUUACUGUAAAGGGUGCAUUAUUUUGGUACAGUUUCUUGGAACCUCCAACCCCCCUAAGUGGGUGAAAAUAAUUUCCUUCUGUUAAGAUUCCUUUAAAGAGCACCUGCUGCCUACACAUAAGGAAUUAGCCAUUUUCCUGAGUGAACCAAUGUCCGAAGCGUUAACAGCAUUCUCGAGAUACUGGUCCCUAUAUGAGCACUGAGUUCAGCCCACGUGAUGACUGAUUCCAGUCUGGUACUGCCUGUCCAGGUUUGAAACCUCCUAAGAGAUCAUGGCGCUUUUAGAUGGUGAUGGGUUUUUUGGGGGUUCUUUUUUUUCCCAAAUACAUUCUAAAGUCAAAAUGUGUACUGGUUAUGUAGACAGUGGCCAUCUUGUGCUCACAAGAGUGCAACCGAUCAAUUUGAAAGGAAGUAAUGAUGUUCUUGAGACACUGAGGAAUUAAAUCUAACAUUACACUAUCAACUGGCUUUCUGCAUAGUAAGUAAAGGUAUGCUUUACUGCAUAUACUCUGCCGUUGUUAUGAAACAGGCUGAACACAAGGCAGUGUGUCAGCCACAGAUGGGGAAAUGUAAAGAAGUGUUUUUUUUGCCGGGUAAUUUUAGAGCUACAAAAUUUAAGGCAAAACCAGGUUGGCAUUUCCUCCAAAAUAAAACGGCUGCUUUAAAUCCCGGGUCAAAACCAGAAAAGUUUGUCAAAUUGUUUUAUCUAUCUCUUCCUGAGUGUCCCUAUUUUAAGAGCACGUUCUACUUGUGACACAAACAAUCCUGUAUGUUGUGCUGAGACUCCUAGUUUUCCAGUUUAGAAAGGCAUCUUACUAUCAGUUGUGCUCCGGGCUGUUCUGGGAUACCUCAGAGUUUAGUAAUAAAGUAUACAUGGCUAUAUACGCAACAACAGGUUUCAGCAAGGCGUUUCUUUACUUACCCACCUAAACUGAUAUGAAGUUUAACACUAAGAUCAUACUGUAUACAGUCUAUUAGUACUGGUAUAUAAUUUGAGUUUGCAAAGCUGUAUACACCACAACAUUCUGUGAAACUACUGUAGUUGCUAAAUGUUCUAUCCAGUUGCUGUAAGCAGAAAAUGUUACUCUUGCAUGAUAGAACUAAAUGGCUGUGAUGCUUGUGGGCUCUUUUUUACGUUCUAGGUAAAUGCUCAUCUAGGUGCAGAAAGUGUUAAAAAUACCUUUACACUUAAGGUUUGUGCUUAAUGCCCCUGGACCCAAGUUGUACCAUAGCUAUGGAUAGUUAUACAGUUUCUAUUGACCAUAAAUUUUCAACUUUGUGAUAUUUGAGAGACAAUGGUCAAAUGUGUUCCUUGUCAAAUGGUUUUUUUGCUUUUUGUUUUUUUUGUUUCCUAUAUCACAAGGGCAGGGUAGGGAGGAAUAAUUCUGUACAAUGAGCGUAUGAGUUCAAUAGCCAUUAAAGUGCAUCUGUUGCCUAUACACUGUGGAGACUGCUCCUAUGUUCAUCUUAGCAAUUCCUAAAUAACCGUUGACCCUUCUGUUGAAUUAACAGGAUAUAUGCCAAUGAGCAUUGGUAGCGCAGAGGCAUAACAUAGUCGCCUAUCUCCAGUUCUAAUUAAUAUUAGAUCCAAAAGGCUUCCAUCACAUGCAGGCUCCAGGUUCAUUUUAUUCAUAUUAAGUUAGGAGUCUAAGGGGUGAGAUUUAUAAAAGCUUGGAGAGAGAGAAAGUACCGACCAAUCGGCUCCUAACUCAGUUUGCAGGCUGUGUUGAAAAAUAACAGGAGCUGACCCGGCUGAUGCUUGCUCUCCGCUUAAUCCCUCUCCCAACUUUUAUACAUCUUCCCUUAAAUGUUUAAACGACCAUACGUGGAAUGCCGUUUCAAUCCAUAAAAAGGCACUUGAAAUUUGAAUUAAUUUAGGAUUUAUUUUAAAUAUGGCUUUCUUAAUUAUGUUGGGUACACACUUUAGCGAAGGGCAUUCUUUCCGGCAUUGAGAAGAAUGCCCAGAUUGCCCAUACACAACAGAAUAAUGUUAAUGAAAGAUUUCAACCGUUAUUUGGUCUUGGUCCUUUCACGUGUAUGGCUGAUAUUUCACGUCUCCCCUACACACGGCAAGUAUAGCCUUUGUUCUGCAAACCUGUUUCUUUUACUAUUUAUAUGAAAAUAAAAAAAAUAAAACACACACAA